CGCGUGACUACAACAAAGCGGUGGAACAGCAGACAUAAAUAAACAUUUGACAAUCUCAUUCCAUGUUGGAAUUAAAAAUUUGUCUCACAUAUGUUAUUCUAUUACUGAAAUAGUGGAAGCUGUACGUAUUGAACACUAGUCGGCGUUAGUUCUGUCUACACUGUGAAAGCGGUAUAUAUGAAGUGGUAAUUUGCUAACUUGCAAUCUUCGAGAAUGUUUUACACACCGGAAGAAAUUGAUGCUGUCAAUGUACCAAAUAUACAGAAUCUGUUACAUUUAGAUCCCUGGUUAGAACCUUUCAAAUAUGAGAUCAAACGCAGAUAUAAAUGCUUUUUAGACCAUAUGAAGUGGAUAAAUGAUGUUUCUGGUUUGGAAGAAUUUACUCAGGGUUACAAGGAAUUCGGGGUUCAUGUACGUAAUGACGGAUCAAUAUACUGCAAAGAAUGGGCUCCUGGGGCGAAAGAAUUGUAUUUGAGAGGAGAUUUUAAUGAUUGGCAGGAAUUUACUCAUCCUUUCAAAAAUGUGGGUUUUGGGAAAUGGGAGUUAACAAUACCAUCUGCUAAUGGUUCACCUGUGAUAAAGCAUCUUUCGAAAAUCAAGCUUUUGGUGGUCGCUCAAGAUGGCCGCCGACUGGAUAGAUUGAGUCCAUGGGCUCCGUAUGUUAAAUGCUUUGAAGGGAAUAUCAUUUAUGACCAAUUAUUGUACAAUCCUUCUGAGAGAUACCAACUUAAAUAUCCACAUCCUCCACGGCCUAAAAGCCUUCGGAUUUACGAGUGUCACAUUGGCAUUUCGUCAUCUGAACCGGUUGUCGCAUCUUAUACUCAUUUCAAGGACAAUAUUUUGCCUCGAAUUAAAGAUCUAGGUUAUAACGCGAUUCAGAUAAUGGCGCUAAUGGAACAUGCUUAUUAUGCUUCGUUCGGAUACCAGGUGACUAGCUUCUUUGCUGCCUCAAGUCGCUUUGGAACUCCAGAGGAGCUACGCGCCAUGGUUGAUGAAGCACACCGACUGGGCAUUGUAGUUCUCCUAGAUGUUGUUCAUAGUCAUGCCUCUAAGAAUACAAAUGAUGGCCUCAACCAGUUUGAUGGCACAAAUGCUUGUUACUUCCAUGAUCUAGGCCGUGGAACUCAUGAAUUAUGGGAUUCUCGUCUAUUCAAUUAUACAGAGUUAGAAGUACUACGCUUCCUUAUGUCAAAUUUACGUUGGUGGAUUGAAGAGUACGGUUUUGAUGGUUUCCGUUUUGAUGGGGUUAUGUCUAUGCUGUAUCAUCAUCAUGGUUUGAUGACCAACUUUUCCGGUCAUUAUGGGGAAUAUUUUGGUCUAUCCGUAGACACAGAAUCAUUUACUUAUUUAAUGUUAGCUAACCAUUUUCUACACGAAAAGUAUCCAUUUAUUAUUACGAUUGCAGAAGAGGUUAGCGGCAUGCCUACUCUGUGUCGUCCAGUUUCCGAAGGUGGCGGUGGAUUCGACUAUCGAUUAGCUAUGGCUAUUCCUGAUAAAUGGAUUGAGCUUCUAAAGAAAUAUAAAGAUGAAGAUUGGAACAUGGGUAAUCUCGUCCAUACAUUGACUAAUCGACGUUAUGGUGAACCGAAUAUCGCAUACGCGGAAUGCCAUGAUCAAGCUUUGGUUGGUGAUAAGACAUUAUCCUUUUGGCUUAUGGACAAAGAAAUGUACUUCAGUAUGAGCACUUUAAGCCCUCCAAAUUUAAUUAUCGACCGUGGUAUUGCGUUACACAAGUUAAUACGUUUUAUAACACACACCUUAGGUGGCGAAGGUUAUCUCAACUUUAUGGGUAAUGAAUUUGGUCAUCCUGAAUGGUUGGAUUUCCCAAGAGCUGGGAAUAAUAGUUCGUAUCACUAUGCUCGCCGUCAGUGGAACUUGGUGGAUGAUCCAUUGUUGCGUUAUAAAUAUCUAAACAACUUCGAUAGAGCUAUGCAACAUUUAGAGGAGAAAUAUGGUUGGCUUGCAGCUCCACAGGCCUAUGUUAGUAGAAAGAAUGAAGGCGAUAAAGUUAUUGCGUUUGAACGUGCUGGAGUUUUGUUUGCCUUUAACUUUCAUCCUACUCAAAGUUUUACGGAUUACAAAAUUGGAGUCGAUACACCUGGACAGUACCAUAUUGUUUUGGAUUCCGACCAAGAGGAAUUUGGUGGCUUUAAACGAAUCGACCAAUCUGUUGAUGUAUUCACCCGCAACGAACCGUGGGAUAAUCGUCGAAAUUGUGUUUUUUUAUAUCUGCCAAGUCGUACUUGUAUGGCUUUAGCACUGCAAUAAAAAAGAUUUUCAUCACUAUACAAUACUUAAUUUAAUUACAACAAUAUCCAUUGAGUUGUUUUCUUUACUUAAAUUGUAUGUAGUGAUUUGCUUCAUUUUAUCUCCAUUUUGACUUUAAUUUAUAAAUUGUAACUUAGUUACAAAGUGCAAUUACAUUAUUUUCACAUGGAUAUCUUGGUAUUAUUUGAUGUUAUCUGCUGUGAAGUUUCUACAUUAGACUGUUUUACUACACUCAUAAGUUCAUCAUCAAGAUAGUGUAGAAUAGGAGCAUGAUUUAACGUCUGUUCUUUGUUGACAGUGUAUUUCUUAUUUUGGGGAGUGGUUUGCAUUUUAGUUUCAUAGUUUAUAAUUUUCGGUAUUAGAACUGACUCAUGUGUUAAGGUAGACAAUUAUUGGCCUCAUCAUAUUUCGUUUAUCUCUUUACAGUCUUAUAAAUUGUUUUAUUUGUCGUUAAUUCUUUGAGCCUGACUCGUUACAUUAAAUGUUAGGGAUUUUGCAACAGUAUUCAUUUUGUCUGAUAUCAGAAUCUACAAUAUUUAGUUUGCCACUUGUUAUUUGACAAUAUUUAAGUAAAUAAUAAUUAUUUUACACUUAGCUUUCCGAUUAUCAAGAUUUUAGACAAGGCAUUUAGUAGAGUUAACUAUCAGCAUUUUCAACAAAUAGGUUUAUUUCGUAUGUAAAUUUUAAUUUGUAAUUUUUAAUGCUUAAUCGAGGUGAAGUUUUACCAUUUUCGUUAUAUCACAAGGAUAUAUACUUAACUUUAGUGUCUCGCUCAUUAUGACACUAACAAUAGUGAUAAUUUUUGACUUGUAACUAUUGAGCCUGAUAAAAAAGUUAUCAAAAACGAUCGUUCGCUCAACUAUUCUUUUUUCUUAUACAUUUCAAGUCAACAGAGUGCUUGACAAAUCAGAUAGAAAAUUCACAUUUUUAAUUAAAUGUUCAGCACCUUAUUGGUAGCUAUUGGGAUUAGUUAUUUUGACCUGGAACUAAUCGGGGUUUUCAGCUUAAAAGCAUGUGUUGUUUGUAUGUUUCAGAAUAUAGACGAAAAUGUUAUACUCAAUCGAUACUGAAAUUUAUUUGUUUACCACUAGCUCUGUUUUCUCCAAGAAAGGUCAUUAACUCACAAUUAUUGAUUCUAUAGUUCUGAGAGUGAUGAUCAGUUUAAUUCCCUAUACAUGUAUACCAAAUGUACUGUUUUUCCUCGUAGUCAAAAUUACAUAUUGAUUAAGAACAGAUCAGUGGAACAGUUUUCUACCUUAACCUUUAAUGAUGGCUGAGGCAAAUACUAGGAAAAAUCUAAUCAAUACUAUCUGACUGUAAUUUUAAGAAUUAUAGAAAUUUUCACGAAGUUUCUUUUGUUGUAGUAAGUUAGGUUGAAGUAUCGUUGGUAAUCAAGAGAUACCAUAGUUCGGUUGGUAAAAGUUCCUCAAAUCUUGAUUAACCUUAUAAUUACGUCCAAAACGUCUUAUACAUGCUUUCUGAUAAGAUUAAGGGUAUCGGAGUCAGUACUACGGCUAAAUCGUGAUAUUAGAUUUCAGACGAUUGUGAUAGACAAGGACUGUUAGAGUGGAUCCCCUUUAACAGUCGUUUAUGUGCCGUUCGGCUAAACGACUCCGUAAGAACUCGGAAGGAUAGGGACACAGGUCGUUGCCUUUUUGUCGUUUCUGCCUACGCUCCCACCGACUGCAGCUCAGAUGAAGUGAAAGAUGAAUUUUACAGAAAGCUAUCUGGACUAAU
Messenger RNA from Schistosoma haematobium, 4005 nucleotides. RefSeq names its product 1,4-alpha-glucan branching enzyme. NCBI's taxonomy places the organism in Eukaryota, Metazoa, Platyhelminthes, Trematoda, Strigeidida, Schistosomatidae. Gene Ontology annotation, cellular component: cytoplasm. The record is from RefSeq and is a predicted model, not a curated record. The transcript has 13 exons. Gene Ontology annotation, biological process: glycogen biosynthetic process. Bases 214 to 2268 code for a protein of 684 amino acids. Gene Ontology annotation, molecular function: 1,4-alpha-glucan branching enzyme activity; cation binding; hydrolase activity, hydrolyzing O-glycosyl compounds.